Messenger RNA from Aspergillus ibericus CBS 121593, 2850 nucleotides. RefSeq names its product putative gamma-tubulin complex component GCP5. Bases 97 to 2757 code for a protein of 886 amino acids. The record is from RefSeq and is a predicted model, not a curated record. Gene Ontology annotation, cellular component: gamma-tubulin complex; spindle pole; equatorial microtubule organizing center. The transcript is spliced from 2 exons. Gene Ontology annotation, biological process: mitotic cell cycle; microtubule nucleation; meiotic cell cycle. Lineage: Eukaryota; Fungi; Ascomycota; Eurotiomycetes; Eurotiales; Aspergillaceae. Gene Ontology annotation, molecular function: gamma-tubulin binding; microtubule minus-end binding.
CGUAACCACUUGUGUGUCGACCGGCAAUGGGGACUCUCGGUCCUAUCUAGUCCCCUUCAGUAGACGUUACAGCUCCGGCAUGCUCGAGAGUCUAUCAUGGCUGUUGCAGCCAGUGUGAGCGCGCUAACGGACGAGCUAAUCACCGCCGUUGCGAAGCCCGACCGAAAGGACACCCCGCAUUUUAGGAAUUUAAGGCGUCGGGUUGAAGACACGUUCAAGUCGCAUGCUUAUGCGCGUACGGACCAAUUCGCCGUCGCGAACCAGCUCGAAGGACUGCAGGAGAAAUUCCAAGUCCUUUGUAGGGAUGAAUUGGCAGACGCUUUGCGCAUCCGGCUGACAGAGCUACAUGAGCACCAGAGCUCAUGGUUCCCGGAAAUCUUAUCCCUGCUGUUGCAGUUGGCAGAUCGCCCUGCUCAGCAGUCCAAGGUAGAAUGGGUGACGGCAGUCAAGCCUAGCGAGGAGGCCAAACCCCUCAUCUGGACCGAGCUGGACGCUGUUGGAUCAGCGUACUGUGACGAGGAUAUCUGGGAGAAUGUAGAUUUCGGUGCUGAUUCGUCGGAUGAGGACAUUGUAUCGGUGUCCACUGACAGCUACCAUGCACGGAACCAACCAGAAGCAUCUAUAGAUACAGACGAGGAUUAUAUGAUUCCGGACGAAGUCUUUACAUCUGGAGAGAACGAUGAGCUUAUUGACUCGAUCGCCAAAGCCCAAUUCUGGAACGAUGGAGAGAGCUCGGUCACAGACCAGGGCAAACCCGCUUCGAGGGUCAUUACAGAGCUUCAGGUAGUCAGGGAGACAAUAUUCUUGUUGCAAGGGCUUCCUACGUCUCUGUUCUGGCGACUUGACGGUAGUGUGGAAAUAGACCGGAGAUAUACCAUUACAAACCUGUCGAAUGAGACAUUUCUGUCACUACUGCGAUCAUUAAGUUUGACAGGAGCUAAGCUGGACGUUCUUAGGCAGUUUUGCAGCGUGCCACAAAAGAUUCCAUAUAUGCAGACAUUUCACCGAGGGGUAGAGGACUUCCUGAGCAAGUUUGACACGUUUCUGUCGAAUGUGCAGCUUCAAUAUCUCUCUCGGGUGUCCACCGUGUCUAUCAGUCUUCUACAGUUGUCUGAAGACGUUCGUCGCGAGUCCAGAUUGCUUUUAAUGCUCUCUGACCUCGUGUCCAGCCUGACACCUAACGGAUUGAAUUCUGCUGUGCGGUGCCUCGACUUGCUGUAUGAUCUUGUGUGUCUGACACAGGCCACCGGGGAUGAUGAUGCCUUUGUGGCCCUUGCCGAACUAUUCUUCUCUUGUUUCGAAACCUACGCACGUCCAAUUCGUCUCUGGAUGGAGACAGGCCAAUUGGACUCUUCUGCAGGUGAAUUCUUCAUAUCCAAAGAUCAAAGCGACAGUGACCUACGGACGCUAUGGCAUGACUGGUACACUUUGGAUCAGACUUCAAGGCUUCUAAAUGCCCCGAAGUUUAUUCAAUCUAUCGCGCACAAGAUCUUCAUAACGGGCAAAAGCAUGGUGUUUCUGCGACAUUUGAACACAUCCGAGAAAGACGAAACUCCACGGAAGGUUUCCCUGACCUUUGAGGAAGUAUUACCGCCAGGCUCGGCUUCGUUCUGCCUCCCUUUCUCUGUCUUGCUUGAAUCUGCAUUUGGAAGACUGGUCGACGAUAACCAUUCCUACACAUCAGCUCUGUUGAGGAGAGAGCUGGACCAGCAAUGUGGCUUAUGGACAUCGAUCCAAGCACUCGAGCAUAUCUAUCUCAGCAAAGAUAUGAGCAUUUUCGGACCGAUUGACAGCAAGAUAUUCGACCUUAUCGACAAAGGAAAAGGUGCCUGGAGCGACCGAUUUCUUCUCACAGAGCUAGCCCAAAGUGCAUUUAGCCCUCUUCCUUUCAUCGACCCUUCUAGGCUUAUCGUCCGAACACCCAAGGAGGCGCUCAGCAAUGCAAAUAGCCGCAGCCGUUCAGUCAAGAUGCUGAAUGCCAUCUCAUUCGACUACAUCCUACCCUGGCCAGUCGCUAACAUUAUCACCAAAGACACUAUCCGAGGCUACCAGUGUAUCUCCACAUUUUUCAUGCAGAUCCGGAGAGCGAAGCAAACAAUCAUCAAGCAGCGUCUGCAACACAACACCCAAUACGACAAAAUCCAAGACUCAAGAAACAACACAUUGAGCUAUGCCCUCCGACACAACAUGCUCUGGUUCCUCAACACUCUAUACAGCCACAUGACCGAUUUCGUCGUCUCAACGGCAACCGAAUCCCUACGCAAAAGCCUGUCCGCUUCCGCCGACGUCGAUGCCAUGAUAGACGCACACCGCUCAUUUAUGCACUCACUCGAGGAACAAUGCCUCCUAUCUACAAACCUCCAUCCCCUCCACCAAGCCAUCAUCACCAUCCUCGACCUAUGCAUCUCCUUCGCAGAUGCCCAAACCGCCCGCUACGGCGACAAUCACCUCGACCACGCCCGAACUGCCAACAAAACCGCCAAAGUCCUACAUCGCAAGAACGCCCAAAGCUAUGACCUAGAUAACUAUGACCCAAGUGACGAGGAUGCCGACGACUCCGAUCUAGAUGAAAAUAACCUCGAUGCCUCUUUCCACGAAACACAUUACCUGCAACGGCUACGAGACAUUAAAGACCAAUUCGAUCGACUGGUCGCUUUCAUGGUCGCCGGUCUAAGAGGGGUAGGACGUGUCGACGGUCAACUCAGUUGGGAGAUCUUGGCUGAGAAAUUGGAAUGGAGGAAAGCAGGCGGCCAGUGACAGAAUCUUUUACUACGGUUAUUAUUAGGGGAUCUGGGAGGGGGGUUCGGAUAUGGUUAGGUUUGUGAUACCCGGAAAAUGGAAUUUCGUUUU